GCUCAAGUCCAUCCUGCGCAUGGACGAGGACCAGUGCGCGCGGCGCGUCGCCCAGAAGUACCUGCGCGUCGUGGACCCCGACUACUACGAGUUCGAGACGCACAUCUUCUUCGACGACGCGUUCGAGAUCAGCGACGUCAACGACGACUGGAGCGUGUGCAACCGGUUCGUCAAGCUGCUGGUGACCAUCAUGGACGAGGCGGCCUCGCACGUCCACGAGACCAACAUCCGCAUGCGCCCGCCCAAGAAGUACCCGACCCCGUACGGCGGCCGCCUCGAGUGGAUCCUGCCGGGCAAGACCAAGAUGAUCGCGCACCUCAAGGACAAGUCCAAGAUCCGUCACCGUAAGCGCUGGAGCCAGGUCAUGUACAUGUACUACCUGCUGGGCCACCGCCUCAUGGAGCUGCCCAUCUCGGUGGACCGCAAGGAGGUCAUGGCGGAGAACACGUUCCUGCUCACGCUCGACGGCGACAUCGACUUCCAGCCGCACGCCGUCCAGCUGCUCAUCGAUCUCAUGAAGAAGAACCGCAACCUGGGCGCGGCGUGCGGUCGCAUCCACCCCGUCGGCUCCGGCCCCAUGGUGUGGUACCAGAUGUUCGAGUACGCCAUCGGGCAUUGGCUGCAGAAGGCCACCGAGCACAUGAUCGGCUGCGUCCUCUGUAGUCCCGGCUGCUUCUCGCUCUUCCGAGGCAAGUCGCUCAUGGACGACAACGUGAUGCGCAAGUACACCACCCGCUCGGACGAGGCCCGCCACUACGUGCAGUACGAUCAGGGCGAGGACCGAUGGCUGUGCACCCUGCUGCUGCAGCGAGGCUACCGGGUCGAGUACUCGGCCGCCUCGGACGCCUACACCCACUGCCCCGAGGGCUUCAACGAGUUCUACAACCAGCGUCGUCGCUGGGUGCCCUCCACCAUCGCCAACAUCAUGGACUUGCUCGUGGACGCCAAGAAGACCAUCAAGAUCAACGACAACAUCUCCAUGCCCUACAUCGCCUACCAGAUGAUGUUGAUGGGUGGCACCAUCCUCGGCCCCGGAACCAUCUUCCUCAUGUUGGUGGGAGCCUUCGUGGCCGCCUUCAAGAUCGACAACUGGACCAGCUUCUACUACAACAUCAUCCCCAUCAUGUUCUUCAUGCUUGUCUGCUUCACGUGCAAGGCCAACAUACAGCUCCUAUUUGCUCAGAUGCUCUCCACGGGCUAUGCCAUGGUCAUGAUGGCUGUGAUCGUGGGUACUGCCCUCCAGCUGGGCGAGGACGGCAUCGGCUCGCCGUCGGCCAUCUUCCUCAUAGCUUUGUCGAGUUCGUUCUUCAUAGCAGCCUGUCUCCAUCCACAAGAGUUCUGGUGCGUGGUGCCGGGCAUCAUCUACCUCAUGGCAAUCCCCUCCAUGUACCUGCUGCUCAUCCUGUACUCCAUCAUCAACCUCAACGUCGUCUCGUGGGGUACGCGAGAAGUGGUGGCCAAGAAGACCAAGAAGGAACUCGAGGAGGAGCGCAAGGAGGCGGAGGAGGCCAAGCGCAAGGCGCGCCAGAAGUCGCUGCUCGGCUUCCUCCAGAACGUGAACAGCGGCGGCGCGGACGGGGACGAGGGCGGCAUCGAGAUCUCGCUGGCCGGCCUCUUCAAGUGCAUCUUCUGCACGCACCCCAAGUCGGUGGACGACAAGGCGCAGCUCGUCCGGAUCGCCGAGUCGCUCGACUCGCUCGGCAAGCGGCUGCAGACCAUCGAAGUGGCCGUUGACCCGCAGGGGCAGCACGGCGGCCGCAGGCGCACGGCCUCGGCGGGCAGCAGGGACCACCACCUCGGCUCGCUGGCCGAGGACCCCUCGGCGGAGGACCAGCUCAACGACUCGGACAGCGACACGGCCACCACAGAGGGCAAGCAGAGGCGGGAUGACCUAGUCGACCCGUUCUGGAUCGAGGACCGCGAUCUAAAGAGGGGCGAGGUGGACUUCAUCUCCACCACGGAGAUGCAGUUCUGGAAAGACUUGCUGGCCAAGUACUUGUACCCCAUCGACGACGACAAGAACGAGCGGGCCAGGAUCGCCCACGACCUUAAAGAACUGCGAGACAAGUCCGUGUUUGCUUUCUUUAUGGUGAAUGCUAUCUUUGUCCUCAUCGUGUUCCUGCUCCAACUGAAUAAGGACCUCCUCCACGUAAAGUGGCCCUUGGGGGUCAAGACUAACAUUACGUAUGACGAGACCACCCAAGAGGUGCUCAUCUCCAAGGAGUACCUCCAGCUGGAGCCCAUCGGUCUGGUGUUCGUGUUCUUCUUCGCGCUCAUCCUGGUGAUCCAGUUCACCGCCAUGUUGUUCCAUCGCUUCGGCACGCUCUCGCACAUCCUGGCCUCGAUGCUCAAGUCCAUCCUGCGCAUGGACGAGGACCAGUGCGCGCGGCGCGUCGCCCAGAAGUACCUGCGCGUCGUGGACCCCGACUACUACGAAUUCGAGAGUGAGUGCCUCCGUCAGCGCCUGUGA
Frankliniella occidentalis (western flower thrips) is the source of this 2470-nucleotide messenger RNA. Its product is annotated as chitin synthase chs-2. Gene Ontology annotation, cellular component: cell septum; cell periphery. The record is from RefSeq and is a predicted model, not a curated record. Gene Ontology annotation, molecular function: chitin synthase activity. The transcript is spliced from 9 exons. NCBI's taxonomy places the organism in Eukaryota, Metazoa, Arthropoda, Insecta, Thysanoptera, Thripidae. Bases 20 to 2470 code for a protein of 816 amino acids.